AUGACGCUUCUCAGCCGCCGCCACCAGAUCAGCCUUCAGCAUCACCGAGAGCAGUUGCCAAGGCCUUAUUCACCUCCUUCAGGGCCUUGUUCUCCUCCUUCAAAGGUUGGACUCGGCCCCUCAGCUUCGCCAGGUCCUCCUGCUGCUUGGGCCACUUAUGCUUCUAGUGAUCCACAAUUUCCAUCAUCCUCUGUAACUCCUCCUUCAAAGGUUGGACUCGGCCCCUCAGCUUCGCCAGGUCCUCCUGCUGCUUGGGCCACUUAUGCUUCUAGUGAUCCACAAUUUCCAUCAUCCUCUGUAAGAAGACCUCAACAGAAUCAAGGCCUUCCACUGGCCCGGCCGUCUCGAUCAUGGCCUGAUCAGUCGUGCUCAACGAAUCCUGGGAGAAGAAUCUCUCCGAGGUCGCCCCCACGCUCCACAGGGAAUCUAUAUCCUCUGAAGCGCUCACAUGGUCCAGACACAUUCGAGAGCGAUCCUUCCCGAAGCGAUGGGCGAGGUAUUGGCUUUUGGGGGGCCCCUUCGACGGGCCAGACGGUGGUGCCGAGGUCGCUAGAUUAG
Cajanus cajan (pigeon pea) is the source of this 558-nucleotide messenger RNA. The record is from RefSeq and is a predicted model, not a curated record. NCBI's taxonomy places the organism in Eukaryota, Viridiplantae, Streptophyta, Magnoliopsida, Fabales, Fabaceae.